Molecule: messenger RNA, 662 nt
Organism: Oncorhynchus kisutch (coho salmon)
Lineage: Eukaryota; Metazoa; Chordata; Actinopteri; Salmoniformes; Salmonidae
Product: protein CREG1-like
Exons: 3
Coding region: 56-661 (201 amino acids)
Source: RefSeq, a predicted model, not a curated record
ACACUCCUCGUUCCUUUCUUUCGACGUUCUUAUACCUCAGUGGUUUACGGAGGAGAUGGAAGUCAACAUGAACACAUUGCUGGCAGCAGGGCUUCUACUGCUUUUCGCGAUGCCCGGAGAACUUUACAGAAUCCCUCCGCACGAGGAAGUCGCCAGGAUGGCUAGAUUCGUCGCCAACCAGUGCAACUGGGCUUCCAUGGCCACAAUAUCGACCCAUGAGCCAGUGCAAGGACAACCCUUCUCCAAUGCGUUCUCUACCAGUGACGGACCAGUUGGGUCUGGGACUGGGGUGCCCUACAUGUACCUCACCACUAUGGAGAUCUCUGUCCAGGAUUUAAAGGUGAACCCCCAGGCUUCCUUGUCCAUGUCCCUGGCCCAGACAGACUUCUGUAAGAACCAAGGAUACGACCCUCAGGAUCCCCUUUGUGCCCACAUCAUCUUCUCUGGCUCUGUGCUGGAGAUCAACGGUACAGAGGCCACCUUUGCCAAGAAAGCCCUGUUCAGUCGCCACCCUGAGAUGGUCGACUGGCCCACCGACCACAACUGGUUCUUUGCCAAGAUGAACAUCACCAAGGUGUGGGUUCUGGACUACUUUGGAGGGGUAAAGACAGUCACCCCAGAAGACUACUUCAAGGCUACACCCUACAAGAGACACCACUGAG